AUGAAAGCUGCUAUAAUCACUAGCAAUGCAAGCUUGAAAUCUUUUGGAGGCAAACUUGGCAUCACCAUGCUGCAAUGGGACGGUUUAAUCAACAAUGAUCAUACCCUGGCUGAUUUGCAGCUUCUAGCCUCUGAACUGUUGAAAUUGCUUGGAUUUCAGGAAGGGAAAAUGCUAGAUACCUCCCAAUUUGACUUGAUCUUUGUUUAUGUUGGAGCUGAUGAAAAGGUGAUGCAUCUGCAAGACAGAGAACUCAUCAAUGGUUUGGUUGGCGAGUUAAUGAACGUAGCACAACCUGGAACCGACAUUGGUUCUCGGUUGCACAUGUCUGUCAUAAUUAGCUAUGGGACUGCACUGGAGGAUGACAAUUCAAAAUUUUCGGUUUCUGAUGCUAAACAGAAGAAUAACUUUGAAGUUCCACUGCUUUUUCCUCGCCAAAGUUACAUGAUGAAAGGAGGGAAGCCACGGGCAGAUGUUAGGCACCACUGCCCGAUGUUAGUUGCUCAGUGGCAGAAUGCUGUAACUCGCAAGGAUAUGGUCAGGGUUUUCUCAUUUCGGGAUUUUAAUGAGAAUGGUGGAAUUCUUGCUAUACCAGCUGAUAGGUUUCUACAUGAAGUAGCGUUUAAGCUCUGGAAAGCUUCGAAAUAUGGAGCAUAG
Messenger RNA from Fraxinus pennsylvanica, 654 nucleotides. Lineage: Eukaryota; Viridiplantae; Streptophyta; Magnoliopsida; Lamiales; Oleaceae. The record is from the annotation of a GenBank genome assembly.